CAUGUUCAUAAACAAGCUGAUGUGUCGAGCGUGUGCAAGAAUGCUGCUCUAUAUACAAAAACGCUCACAGCUCUUCUCGUUGCAUACACACACACAUUUGAGCUCUACGGUCAGUUUGGAUCACGACCAUGGAGCCAGUGAAGCUUGUGACGACGGCGGUUCCUGAAAACAGCAGCUCGUCGCUCCAAUCCGACUUCUUCACGUCCGCCGAGUUUGCCGCCAUCCGCCUCAUUGUCCCGCCGUACAUCUUCACUGUAUCCGUGCUCGGCCUCCUCUUGAACGCCUUCGUCCUGUGCGUGUUCCUCGCUCACAAGGAUCGACUGACCGUGGCAGAAGUCUACCUGAGCAACCUGGCCGUUGCCGACUUUGCGGUCCUUUGCGGCCUCCCCUUCUGGGGCGCCAACAUUCUCAACGACUACAACUGGUUGUACGGCGACACCUUGUGCAAAAUGGUCAACGGCGUCAUUAUGGUGAACUUCUACACCAGCGUCUACACCCUGGUGAUGAUCAGCGUCGACCGCUAUCUGGCCAUCGUGAGGACCAUGAAGGCGAGGUGGCUGCGACGGACGCGGUACGCUAAGGUUACCUGCGUCUUCCUGUGGAUUUUAGGGUUCUUGCUCAGCACGCCGACCGUGCUGCACAGAAAAGCAACCUACAAUGAGGAAUUCCAGAUCACCGCCUGUCUAUUGGACUACGGAAUUUCCUGGAAGUUAGCCAAUCAGCUUCUUCUGAACAUUGUUGGCUUUGUCCUGCCUGCUCUGGUGAUCGUCUUCAGCAGCAGGGCUAUAAUCAAGGCUUUAGCUCAGAGGAAAGAUACCGUAGGCCUCCACGACGUCAACGACACAAAGGCCUCGGUGUUGUUGUACGCCGUUACGGUGCUCUUCAUCCUCUGCUGGGGGCCCUUUCAAGUCUUCACCUUUUUCGACACCCUCUGCGACGUCCAUGUACUAGAUGUCAAACUGUGGUCCCACGCUUUGGACAUAGGAGGGCAAGUUUCUGCCUAUAUCGCAAUACUUAACAGUGCCCUGAACCCUCUGUUGUACGUCCUAUCAGGGCAAUAUUUCAGGAAGAAAGUUAGCGCCAUCUACAGGAGGACUCUACAUCAGCGCAGAGGAUCAGACAUGACCACAUAUCAACGUUCUGUCGUGUCCACGUACAUUCAGAGGCCCGAGCAGAUAAAGCCAGUCGUCAUUUAAGAUGUUGGGGAAAAACGUUGGCCAAUUUCUGUUGCUGAGCAAAGUAGCAGCAGUCAAGCAAUCACUGAAAGGGGACCCAAUAUGAUUUUAAUCUACAUUUAAAACACUUAUACUGGACAUGCAUAUAUACAAUACACAAUACAUACAUUUAAUAUGCUUUGGUGUACAUUGUGCGCAAAUUUUGCUCAACAGUCACUUUUAUAAAUAGUUUUUUUUUA
Messenger RNA from Nerophis ophidion (straightnose pipefish), 1414 nucleotides. It is a transcript of the gene bdkrb1, whose product is annotated as bradykinin receptor B1. The coding region runs from base 129 to 1196 and encodes 355 amino acids. NCBI's taxonomy places the organism in Eukaryota, Metazoa, Chordata, Actinopteri, Syngnathiformes, Syngnathidae. The transcript has 2 exons. Gene Ontology annotation, molecular function: bradykinin receptor activity. Gene Ontology annotation, biological process: neutrophil chemotaxis; immune response; G protein-coupled receptor signaling pathway. The record is from RefSeq and is a predicted model, not a curated record. Gene Ontology annotation, cellular component: membrane.